ACCUGCGCCGGCCGCCGGGCCCCGGCUCUGCUUCUGCCGACCAGGCGUGCGGAGCGCUGGCGGGACUGCUGCCCCGACUACGCGCGGGCCUGCCCAGCGGUCCCCUGCGCUGUGGCAGAGUGGAGUGGCUGGAGUCGCUGUGCCAAGCCCUGCCAGGUCUCCUAUCGUGUCCGCCAGAGGCGUGUGCUGCAGGAGCCAAAGAAUGGGGGCGCCCCCUGUCCCCCGCUGGAAGAGCGGGCUGGCUGCAUGGAGUACUGGAGCCGCCAGGGAGCGGAGUGCCAGCAGUCAUUGCUCCCUGCUCUGAUAACCACAGGCAACUAUGGCAACGAGAGGGAAAAGCGAGGUGCCCCCAAGGAUCAGAAGACAGUAGGGUACUGUGUCCAGUUCCGGCUGGGGCCCAUUCCACGGAGCUGCCAGCAGGUGAAGGCACCCCAUGCCCAGUGGAUGAGGUAUCUGACCCAGGGCCACACGGUUUGUGUGAGGUGUGAGUGGCCUGCCCAGGAUGCCAGGAGCCGGCGCUGCUACGGGGAUGGCGGUGGGGCCGGAGGGCACCAGCUGUUGCUGUGGCAAGCGGCCGGCCACCCCCGGUGCCGAGGGACCUGGGAGAGGCUCGGGCAGCUCCGUGACUGUUCCUGCCCCGAGGUCCACAGCCUCGUCUUCAUCUAGCCACAGCUGUCCCUUAUCUUCCCAGGGCCCCUCUUCCCAAAGCCUCCCUGGGUGGUAGGGAACCCCCCUGGGCUUGGGAUCCCACCGAAUGAGGGAGUAGGGAGACAUCUGCAAAUUUGAGACUGAAGGAACAAGCCCUGUCCUUAUGCUGACACUGAAAAUAGCUUUAUAUUUCCACUGGGUGCCAGCUGAGUCACAGCCCUACUGCCCUCUCCCUCUAGGUCAGGGCUUCCCAAAUUUCAUCUCCUAGACACACUCCUAUGUUUUGCCCUGUUUUCCUUGCUUGUACCCUUUUUUUGGACUCUCCACCCCCACCUUUUUUUACUUAAAUAAAUUUAUUUU
Vicugna pacos (alpaca) is the source of this 1008-nucleotide messenger RNA. Its product is annotated as somatomedin-B and thrombospondin type-1 domain-containing protein-like. The record is from RefSeq and is a predicted model, not a curated record. NCBI's taxonomy places the organism in Eukaryota, Metazoa, Chordata, Mammalia, Artiodactyla, Camelidae.